AUGGCGACUAGCGAUGAUGAGCCGUUGCAUCUUUACGAAGUGUUUCAAAACUGUUUCAAUAAGAUAGCAAAUAAACAACCUGACAAGGCAGGCUUCCAGUCGCCCUAUGGCACCAUGGAUAAUGGCAUGGCGUACGCGAACAGUUACGGUGGAACGGGAAAUGAAACGUUCGGCCCCGAGUCACCAUUUUUCCCGUUCGGCAACGCGCCGCGCCGGCCGCCGGCCACAGGGCCGGCGGUGAAAAAUAGGAAGAAAGAGAGCCUGGACCCGACGGACGCAGCGGAUGUCGUAGGAACUCAGCACUGGUAUGGAUCAGAUGAAUUUGGGCAGGACUCACCACGUUACACCUCACCCAAGACGGCAGGUCUCUAUGGGGACUCUUACUACAUUGAUGGUAGUGGGUCAGGAGCAGGGGACCCAUGGUCCAGUGGAGGACAGCUACAGUCAGGGCCCUACACAGGGUAUGGUUCAUCUGCCUCACUACUCUCAGGGGGAGCAGCGCCUCACCUGUCCCAGGCAGGGUUUCCUCCAACCAUGCACCUCCCACAUGACCCCAUGGGCUAUGGAGCCAUGUCUCCUGGUGGAGGCGUACAACAGGACCCCACAUCCUCUGUAUCCACCUCCCUCCUCCCCACCUCAGCUACUGGUCUUCCCCCCAUGUCAACUUUCCGUGGGAGUGGAGGAGGUGUGGCAGGCCCUGGCCCAGGGGGACAGGUGACUCCGACAGGCGCUACCGGUGUGGUGGGUGUUCCCACUUCGAGUCCUGCACAAGCCCUCUAUUGUGGCAGCCAUAGUCCUGCAGUUGGUGUCCCACAGCCACAGACAUCUGGAGACACGCUUGGAAAAGCUCUGGCCUCAAUCUAUCCAACGGAUCAGAGUGUAAGCAGCUACAGUUCAAACCCGUCAACACCUGUCAGCUCACCGCCACCCCUAACGGCUGGUGGGCCAGGAGGUAGCAGUAGUGGGGCAGGUGCGUGGCCACCAAGUGGCACAACACCAGGAACAGGACCUACACAACACAAUCACACCCACCCACAUGCGGCCACACCCACCUCACCACACUACGCACCCACACCCAGCAGUGCCAGUGUGGCAGCUCCAGACCGCACGAUUCACAUGGCCGCCCCUGAGCAGCAAAGGUUAGAUGAUGCAAUUGGGUUCCUGCGAGAUCAUGCUGAGGGCACACGGAUGGAGGAACGGCUGGACGAUGCCAUCAAUGUGCUGAGGAAUCAUGCCGAGAGCCAAGCAUUGGGUCUACACGCCAUCGCUGCCUCCAGUGCUGCUGUAGCGGCUGCAGCUGCUGCUGCCAACUUACAAACACAUUCCAAUGGCCUGCUGGGCUCAUAUCACCACACCACACAACCAACACUGGAUUCACAUUUGGCAAGUCCACAUCCAGGCACUCCAGGCUCAACAGUUGGAGCACCACCAACCUCCUAUCCUGGUCUUGCCCCAACACCUGACACUGAUGGACCAAUCAAGAUUGAGAGGCUGUCAGGAACAACUGCAAAGAAACGGAAGGAGCCACCUGGAGUAUCUGAUACAAAGCCAAGCAGCAGUGAGCUUGUCAACAGCCAGGCAAGCACGGGUGCCAAUACAACAGCCCCUGCUAACUCCACUUCAGGGCAGAAGGGUUCAAAGCGGUCUCGGAGAUAUUGCUCGAGUGCCGAUGAGGAGCUGGAGGAUCCAGGCACAAAGGCUGUGCGUGAAAAGGAGCGUCGCCAGGCCAACAACGUGCGUGAGAGUUGUUCGAGCGCGGAUGAGGAAGAAGAUCCUGACACAAAGGCUGCACGGGAGAAGGAGCGCAGACAGGCCAACAAUGCACGCGAGAGGAUACGGAUCCGUGACAUCAACGAAGCACUGAAGGAACUUGGGAGGAUGUGCAUGACACACCUCAAGACAGACAAGCCCCAGACAAAGCUCGGCAUCCUCAACAUGGCAGUCGAGGUCAUCAUGAACUUGGAGCAACAAGUCAGAGAACGGAACCUAAAUCCUAAAGCAGCAUGUUUAAAGAGGCGAGAAGAGGAGAAAGCUGAGGAUGGUCCUAAGCUGACAGGACACCACCUGGGCCACCCUGGCGCACCCCACAUGGCACAGCCACCCUUCCCAGCAAUGCCUGGUCCACCUUUACCACACAACCCAUCUCAACCCCAGUAGCAGAGGGGGAUGGUUUUCAAACUCCCACCAUUUUACGAUUCCAGGCAAAUACCAUGGAAUGGGACUUGAUUUUGCAUCAGGGGUGGGAACAUUCUUGUAACUGUGAACAGCAGUGUGUGUGUGUGUGUGUGUGUGAAAUACAGCAGCGCACAACACGGGCACAGACUGACAUGUUGCUGGGGGAAUGAACUAAGUGAAGAAUUUGUUUUUCAUUUCACCCUUUAGAAGGGUGUUAUUUAGAAAGGAUUAACUUCUUCACCCCUCAUAAGAGGCAGCAUUGUUAUCAGCAGUCCGUUUCCUAACCUAAUCAUGUAAGUAUAUCAGAAACAGAGGCACAAUCACACAUCUUGGCCAGUACAUCGAGAAGAAGGAGAAAGUGUAUUACACAGGGAAGAAUGACUGCAAUAUCCCUUGAUAUUGGAAAACAACAAUUCCUACCACCUUGAGUUCAUUGUUCCAAAAAAUAAAUAUAAAUAUAUAUAAUUUUUUCAUGAUGCCAUUUACAGACACGUUUUCCUAUCAGCAAAAGAUGAAGCCAUAUUAUGAUGUCCCAAUUUUGUUAUUAUAUUUUAACUUCAGCUGCCUUAACAAUAAUCCCCUCCCCUCCUAUCCUAUAUUAUGUACAUUAUCAUAUUUUAUAGUUUUUAUUAUUAAGUGCGACAAUAUAAAGGAAUGUUGGAGGAGCGUGAAGAUAGUGGUGAUGUUUAUUGAAGCCUUCCGACUGGAAUUUUUAGUGUGUGAGAGACGAUGGUGGAAAUGAAAAGAGUUGCAGUAGAUUAUUGCCUUUAUACUAAUUUUUUUUGGAAGAGUAAAAGAGAGUGUAUGAAGGUCUUUUUCCUUCAAAAAUCGGCACACUUAAACGUCCCAAGAGCAUGAAGUGAAAGGUGAUGUGGAAAGAAACAUAUUGUGAAAGUUUUCUUAAGUUUUACCAUAUAUUGCUAUGAAAGGUUUUAGAAAUUAACCCUUCUUUGUUUUUUAAGGAGACGACAAACAUUAGGCACGACAGUGACGGAUAUUGUGAAGUGUUAAAACUUCUUUUGAGACAUUUUCAUAGCUAAGAAGAUGAUGUAGGGUGUGUCUGCUUUGUAAUUUUCCAACACUGUCAGUGAGCUGAAAUGAAAUGGAUUUCUGAGCAGUGGUUUGUUGGAUGUGUUACAAAUGUGAUAAGCUAAUGGGAUUUGGUUUGAAGUAAAUGUGUGGAAGAGGUUACAGAGAUCUG
Molecule: messenger RNA, 3376 nt
Organism: Cryptotermes secundus
Lineage: Eukaryota; Metazoa; Arthropoda; Insecta; Blattodea; Kalotermitidae
Gene: da
Product: transcription factor 12
Exons: 18
Coding region: 1-2157 (718 amino acids)
Biological process (GO): regulation of transcription by RNA polymerase II
Cellular component (GO): transcription regulator complex
Molecular function (GO): RNA polymerase II cis-regulatory region sequence-specific DNA binding; DNA-binding transcription factor activity, RNA polymerase II-specific; protein dimerization activity
Source: RefSeq, a predicted model, not a curated record